ACGAAGGUGUUGAAUCCUACCUAGUUUUCAAUUAAUCAUCUUCAGAUCUUCGCCGGAGAAAAAAGAUGACCGGAAUAGUUGAAAUUUUGCCGAAAGAGUAUGGCUACAUCAUUCUCAACCUCACUGCCUACUAUUUCCUCAAUCUGUAUAUGCAGAUUCAGGUCGGCAGAGCUCGAAAGAAGUAUAAUGUUUCAUACCCAGCACUCUACGCUACUGAAGCAGAUACCAAGGAUUACAAACUCUUCAACUGUAUUCAGAGAGGGCAUCAGAAUUCGCUCGAAUCUCUGCCGAUCUUCUUUGUUUUGAUGGUUUUGGGAGGGUUUAAACACCCAGUUAUAUGUUCGUAUCUGGGAUUAGCAUACACAGUUACUCGGUUUUUCUAUUUCAAGGGUUACUCCUCCGGUGAUCCUAAGGGACGUCUCCCGAUUGGAGGAUUCAACGGUCUUGCAUUAUUGGGGCUUGUGAUAGUCAAUAUCACUUUUGGGGUGAAUCUUCUAAAGGCAUAAAUCACAAGCAUCAUGAAGAAAAGAAUGUUCUUUGGGACCCUUUGUUUUUUGUUGUAUUUGAUUAGAGGAAGAAACAGUUUCAUUUUGUAAUGUUGAUGAGAAAAAAAAUUAUUGUUUUUACUUUUUAGUUGAGGCAUUGGUCUUUAAGCUGUUGUAAACUGUAGUUUUAAGUGCAUUUGGAAUGAUAGUUCCAAGAGCUUUCAGUAAAAUGUAACUCUUUAAUAAUAUUGCAUUUUGUUCGACUCA
Lactuca sativa (garden lettuce) is the source of this 752-nucleotide messenger RNA. RefSeq lists its product as uncharacterized. Gene Ontology annotation, molecular function: glutathione transferase activity; glutathione peroxidase activity. Lineage: Eukaryota; Viridiplantae; Streptophyta; Magnoliopsida; Asterales; Asteraceae. The record is from RefSeq and is a predicted model, not a curated record. Gene Ontology annotation, cellular component: endoplasmic reticulum; membrane; nuclear envelope.